UUACAGAACAAGACCAGCCAAAACCCUACCAUACAAUUCCUAGGAAACGAAGGGCAACUGUCCUUUCCAUCCACCCAGUCCAGCCAUGGAUCCGCAGGAUUCACCUUUAGUCUCUCGGGAAACCAGGAUGUCGAGGGUCCUCAGGGUGCCUUCGAAUGCGUGCAACAAACCGGGCCUAAGAGUCUCGAAAGCCUGGGGACGUUGCCGUGCAAAAUGCGGAUUCGUGCCAACGACGACGUCUACGAGACGACCAGGCAUCGGAUGGCGGUCGCCGAAGAGAACAACAAGAACAAAUGUACGAGGGUGAUCAAGGCGAACGGGCCGGAUAUCGGUCGCAAGGUCAAGGUGAAAGGAACCGGAAGAACGAUACCGCCCCCGGCGAACAACAGGCACCGGGAGUCGGCCGUCAUCCCUGUGACCGGAAGCCAGUCCUCCAGGCUGUCGUCUUACAAGCCCAUCUCCGGAAGUUCGACGGCAAGUCGGCCCCAACCGGAGAAAAAGAUGUCGGACAUCAUGCGUAGGCCGCUUAAAGAGCGGCUUAUACAUUUACUCGCCUUGAGGCCAUACAAGAAGCCUGAGCUGUACGAUCGCAUCAACAGAGAGGGUAUUAAGGAACGCGAGCGCAGCAUCAUGACGACGAUGCUGAAGCAGGUGGCCUUUAUGCGCGACAACACCUAUCACCUUCAUCGGCACGUGUGGAACGACGUGCAGGAGGAUUGGCCCUUCUACACGGAGCAGGAGAAGGCUAUGUUGAAGAGGCGGAAACCGCAAAACUUAACUCCUCCUGGAUCCAGCGACGGAGGCUCCAGCGGUAGCGGACAGUCGCCGAAUUCGACCCACCCGGGAUCACCACCGGCAAUUACGGCUCCUCCACCGAGUCUGAUGAGUUCGAAGAGACCGGGAUACUACCAGGGCAACGACGGCCUGCCAACGAAGAGACCCAGGAUAUCCCACUACCGAAAACCCGAGCCCAGCUCGCUGGCAAACACGGCGACAGCGGUCGUUGAUAGCGGAAGGACGGCCGGUGGUGGUGUCGGUGGGGGCGGUGGUGGUGGCGGUGGUGGCGGUGGUGGCGGAGGCCAUGGUGGUACGCACGCCACCAGUGCCGGUGGUGGCGGUGGUGCCGUAGCCGGUGUAGGUGGUGUAGGUGGUGGUGGUGGGAGCGGUGGUGGGGACAACAACGGCUGGGACCAAAGGCAACAACAACGCGAGCGCGGCGAGUACCGGGCCGAAAGAACAACGAACAGUGACGUGCUGCGCACCGGGUACGGUGGAUUCGGGCCCAGCAAGUGUCCCACCUCUAACAGUGACAGUGAGGAGAACAACGUUAACUCGCUUCACGGGAACCCGGCCAAUGCCAGCUACCACUCGCACGGUAGCCUUAGCUCCCAUAGUAACUCCGGUGCCGGGUACCACGGUCACGGGGCUGUCAAUAAUAACAAGGUGAUCGGUGGUGAGGCCAGUGGCAGUGCCCUAGUGAACUUCGUCAGGUCGGGAUGCACGACCAACUCGACCGGAUUCAACGGCAGCCCUAACAGGAGGGAUCGCGACGACCGACCGAGAACCGACUCCAGAGACCAUCGGACCCCCUCCCGGACGAACUCCUACAACGACCUGCCGACCAUUGGAUCCUCCUCCGGAUACGGCACCUCUAACUCCUACGAACGCACCUCGCCCAUCAACGAGGAGGCCUGCUCCAAGGCCUCGGAAACGGAAUACCCCGACUACCUCACGUACUACACGACGAUAAGCAGCUCGGAACAGAGGAGGCGUUACAAGGCUGAGUUCAACGCGGACUACGAGGAGUACCGAAGGUUGCACACCGAGGUGGCCAGGGUGUCCAAGCACUUCGCGCAGCUGGAGGAGUUGAGGAAACACGAGCUGAAUAAUGGACACUUCGAGGAGUCGGAGGCAAUAUCGCAGCAAAUUAUCAAAGAGUACAAACAGACGAAAAGCGAUCCAGUUCACCAGGAGACGAAGAAGAGGUUUCACUAUCUUCACGAGAAGCUGAGCCAUAUAAAGCGAUUGGUCCUAGAAUACGACACCCAGAACGGCAUCGUGAGCGGCAGCUCGAGCAAUAUCAACGUCAACAUCGGCGCCGGCGCUGGCGCCGACGACGGUGACAACCUGCGGUACUGACACAAGCCCAAACAGCCGCCUCUCGUCCUUUGCCUCUUCACGGUUGUCAAUACGCUGCUCUCGGCGUUGCUGCAGAAUCUGCAUUUCCUCGGGAAACUCCAAUGUUAACUUUUGAUGGUUGAAAUCGUUCCUGGAUCGGCAUCGCCCAGAUUAGCCGGCGCCAAGGGCGGCAACGGUCUGCAGUUCCGACUCGAGCCCGAACAGCCGUCUCUCGUCAUUUGUCCUCUGCAGGUCAUGGAUACGCUGCUCCUCCCGACGUAGUCACGGAAUCUACCCCUCUUGAAGAAUUUCAACUUCCUGGGAAACUGCACCGUUAACUUCGAUGGCUGAAUUCGUUCCCGGUUUGAAAUCGUCCGAUUUAACGUCAUCAACGACGCCGGCAGGUCCGAAGUAUCGACGAAAGCCAGAAAGUCUCUCUUCCAUUGACAGUCUCCUCGCCGUUGUCAAUACGGUCUCGUCGAUGCUGCAGAGUCCGCGGUUUCUUGGAUAACGGCUAAUGGUAAUUUCGGAUUUUGAAAUCGUUCCCGAGACGGCAAUGUUAGCGGUGGUUCGAGCACCAAGUACACCCAGCACUGGCGACGAGGAAUGGUCUUCCGGUACCCGACCUCAAGACUUAACAGCCCCUCCUUGUGGUUGUCACCGCGCUAAGGUACCUGCGUUUCUUCAGGAGACUUCAACGUUCGCUUUGACCGUUCUUCCGUGGCGGGAAGAUAAACGAGUAUCCAUGGCAGGUGGAAUUGGUGAAAGACAUCGGUGAAGACGAAGAAAACCAGGCAUCGAAACGAGGCCGCCGGUGCUCCGUUCUCCAACCUGGAAGACAAGGAGAGACCUAGAGAACGGACCACUAGGUUGUCGGAUGCUCCGUCAUUUAGAAAAGCCCAAGGGAACGUUGGCUAGGUAUACAAUAAACGCGAGGAUGACGCAGGUUACCCAAACUACCGAAAAUGGAAAUCGGCUAGAGAAGUAGAUCGGAGACUCGUCGAUCGAUUUCGAAACCUGGGAUGGAGCGUGAAAUAAGUUAAUAGGGUAAACCUGGGGCGAACGUUGCGUGAAUCGCCGGCGAAGUGCUCGAUCUUGGCGAACUUGCUGAUGACAAUCGGAGAAUGUACCGGAGACGUUUGGGGAACGCGCGGAGGAGGUCUGGGGAACGCCAAGAGGGAGACACUCCACUUCACGGAGACACGGUUACGAGGGAAGCGGAACCGAAAGCUAAGUAGCGUCCAAGACUGUCCAGUGAAGCAAACAAGUAGCGAACUAGAUAAGUAAAAUAGAGGAAGCACGCACGUCCAAGUGUUGUCCAAGUUAAGUAGUUAACGCGCAAGAGCGAGAGGGUCCAAGAUAACAAACCGUAGGGUUAUACCACGCAAGUCCUGGGGCAUUUUCGUCGUGUCGAACUUAACGGGCACUUAAUCGGCGUAGACUUUGAGGGACGUAGGCCCGAGGUUCGACGGGACGUCGCAGUCCUUUCCGAGGCCAAGAGUCCAGGAAGAGAUCGUCCGUGUCAUAUCAGAGGAGAAGUCCAAUCGAGGCCGGAAGUCCGCGGAAGAGACCGGCACUGGUACUUCAUUGGCGUACACGAGGUCAACUCGUUGCUUCGUCAUUUUGAUUUCGUUCGAGACCCUCGCCCUGGAGGAAACCUUCCCGUUGGUCCUGGUGUCGAAAUUGGUCAAACCGAUGAUCGAGUCCAGGUGAGCCGAGCAAAGGCGAGAUGAACGACCUUCGUCUUGGCGAAAUCCAUCGAAAGAUAUUCACUUAGCGGGAACUUUGUUUACGUUUUGUUUUGUUUUCUUUCUUUUUUUAUUUACCCAGUCAAACGCAAUUCCUGUUGAAUUAAAAUGAAAAAAUAGGAAUCACGUCGAGGCGCGGAAUAUUCAUGAAUCACGAAACAAGUUUCGGGUAAACCACGAAAAAAAACUUAUUUAGAGAAGGCUGCUUUCGGGCACCUCUCAUAGAAGUGGGUUGCCAUGGGAAAAAAAAAACAAAAACAGUGGUUUCGGGGGGGAAAUUCGUAGCCGGAGUUUAUUAGUUGCUUUAAUUUUGAGGAAAAAAGAAAAGUAACCACUAUUCGUUUCAUGGGGAUUGUCCUAGCGUAAUUCGUUAAUGUACUCUUUUAAUCUCAUAUGACAACCUGCUCCAAUUUCGAGAGUAACUUUCUAUGGAUUUUUAUAGGAGUCUUUUUUCUUUUUCUUUUUUUGAAGAAUAUGUAUGACAACCUAAGAGAAUCAUAAGAGAACACAGGAAAGAAUAUUUUGGAAGGCAGCUCGUAGUACUCUCGCGAUACGACAUUGCCUGUGAAUUGCUAAAUGACGAUAAACGAGGAACGAACUAAAAAAUGGAGCUCUCGUGCGCGAAGGUCUCGAACUCGUCUCGGGGUUGGUGACGAUCAUGCGAGUUCGGCCGAGUUACGAAUAAACAAUGUGAUCGUGUCCAGAUUGUGUAUAUCGAGUAAUAUAAAUAUUUUAAUAAUUUUAACGACAUAGCUAGUAACGAAACAAUAUUAUUAACUAUAGUAACCAGUUCGUCGUGAACUCGUGGUGGUUUUUACGAGAACCCGUAGAAAGAGAAAAAGGAGGGUACCAGGCAUAUUGGUUUUUAACGAGAGUGAUAUAUCGGUCGUUGGACAAGGCGAUGACGUUGACGUUGACGACGACGACGGCGAACCGCGACGUUCCGCGACAUUAUUACCGAUACUACUACAGUUUUUAUUAUUAUUCUAUCACUAUUAAUAAUAUUAUUAUUAUCGUACUGCUAUUAUAGCUGUUCGGGUAACGGAUGAUUCGAUGUAGCGGAAGGACCUGACCUGCCCCACGGAACGUCCCAGAAUUUCCGGAGGACCUUGAAAAAUGUCCUCCGCCGUAUUUACGUUUUUUAGAGUCGAAGAAUAUAUCACGAAUCUCUUAAUGAGAUACAACAUUGAAGAAGUAUCCCGGCUAAUUUCGUAUUCAUAAUUGGAAGUUAAUUUCAAGGAAUUCCUGGUUAUGGACGCUCCGUGGCGAUUGCCUUGGGACGAGGAAGUACGACUAAAUUGAAUAAGAUAUUUUGAGGCGGGAGGUGGCAAAAAGGUCGAUGUAAAGAACAUGAACUUGUUUCGGUCUCUCGUUAAAUUUGAGUACUCGUUCCUACGUCGAAUCAGUGCGCAAUUACGCUGCAUGCAAUGCCGCGAUGCGAAAACGGACCCCGCGGAGGAAGGAGAUUUUGUACUCGUUGCGCACAAUUCGAUUCCCUGUCAUGAGCGUAAUCAACGUUGUUUAUCGUAGGGAAUUAGCACCCAUGACGAUGUAUUGUUAAGGAUUCACAACGAACUACCAUCCGGAGCGUGUUGUAUUUUUAGGGGUCGAAUAGAAGUAUGUAGUUACUCGCAUCGUCUGCAGGGUAAUUGCGCCAUCACGCAUUGCCUGUAAUUACGUUAAAAAAGAAUUCGCCGAAAGCGUCCAAUUUAUCAAUAAAGGUUCGAUCGGGUCCAGUCGGCCCCGAGUUUCCGUGGGCCGAGACAAUGGACCUCUUUGGACCCCCACGAGAGCUAAUUACUAUCACGAAAACGGGACAAACUGUUAAUUAUCGCGUGUUACUCAAAUCCUAGCACGUGUUAUCGCAUAAGGAUUUACGUUAAUUUUUCUCAUAUGUUUUCCAUUAAUUUCUAUUAGAGCGUGUUAGGCGUUUGUUAGGUAUUCCUCUUUCGUGGCAGUGCCCGCCGAUCUCGAGCGAUGGUCCAUAAGACCUCGCUCGAGAUAUACAGUAGGCUCUACAGGUCUACGUGCGAUGUUCCGAAAGGGCUCGUUAAGUUUAUGGAUUUGCAAGUUGCCACGUUAAGUAUUUAGUUUCGAUUAAUUUACUAGGUAUUUCAAUUGACGGCAGUAAUGGUGUUCCGGCGAUGAAGACGCGCGUGUAUAUCUGUGUAUAAAGAAAAAAAAAGAAGAAGAUUCAAGUGCUGGACGUACACCAGAGAUCCCGUAUUCUCUGAUACCGGUAUUCUUUCGUCGACUGGCUUAUCUAAUCGUUGAGUUUUAUUUUAGAGAAAUUUUCCAUUGGCUCGUAGGUAUGAAUGGUGUAUCUCCUUUUUGUAUUUAGUCCCGUUUAGAGCUACUGUCCUCGAAGUCUCGGUGAAACAUCGCACGUAGGCUAAGCAUUAGUCAAUAAAAGAGAUUCGAGGAGCCGACUAUCGUGGAACGUAUGGCACAGUGAUAUUCCUGCUAAACGGUACAGUCCAUACGCAGUCUGUACUCGGACAUUAACGACGUGCAGCACGUAUAUAGCAUUGUACAUAGAGUUAUAAAGUCAAGCGAAUUGUAAAGAAAACGAAGUUAAGGAUACGUAUUUAGAAGCCUUAAGAGUAAUCGAGUAACAAAGCCGGGUGAUUUAACUAAUAUAUUAUUUUCGUUGCUUGUGGGUGUAUAAUGUUAAUUCGACUAAUCUUCUCCGUUAUGACGUACCCUAAUAAAACGUUUCUACGAUA
This is a messenger RNA of Orussus abietinus, 6592 nucleotides long. It is a transcript of the gene Su(Tpl), whose product is annotated as RNA polymerase II elongation factor ELL. The record is from RefSeq and is a predicted model, not a curated record. The annotation marks the transcript as partial. Lineage: Eukaryota; Metazoa; Arthropoda; Insecta; Hymenoptera; Orussidae. The transcript is spliced from 9 exons. Gene Ontology annotation, molecular function: cis-regulatory region sequence-specific DNA binding. Gene Ontology annotation, biological process: snRNA transcription by RNA polymerase II; transcription elongation by RNA polymerase II; positive regulation of transcription elongation by RNA polymerase II. Gene Ontology annotation, cellular component: transcription elongation factor complex.